AUGUCAGAUGUGGAGACAGUUGGCAAUCUUGUUUGGGACCCUCAUGUGUGUAAAAAUGUCAGGCCUCCUUCUGCGGACUACGGAUUACCAGACCUGCUGCCUUCCUUCGCGACACUCACCUCUGACGAGGAACGGGAAAGGAAAGCUCAGUCAUCUAUUCCCGGCACUUAUACUGUUAUAAUCAUGCCGGAGAGCUUUUCCUAUAGUCCUGGACAUGUCGAUGAAAGAUCUGGGGAGCAAUACAGGGGCUCAACACCAAGUUCCUCAGUAGAUAGUGGGCGAAGUAGCCAGCGGAAUGAUAAUCCAGAAGUGAACGAUCCAAAUAUCGUCAUACUCAAGACAUUUCCCGACGCUAGGAGAUACUUAUGUCCAUACCGCAGAGGUUCCACUCAAACGCUAGAGUCUUGCCCUCAAGACUCCUCAUAUUCACCCACGGUCUCGGUAUAUUCAGCUGAUUCGAGCACCCUAGAUAAUUUUAUUACGCAGGAGCAAACCAAGCUGAUAGAUUAUGAGGCGAUACUACUAUCUCAUCUUCGCAAUGUGGUAUGGCCCAAACUGGUCCCCCAGGGAAUCUGGUCAGAUGGUUCAGACGGCCAUAGACUGGGUGUCGAAGUUUUGGAACAAGAAGCUGCUAUCUGCCCACCUCUUUUUCAGGCAAUGAUGGCAAUAUCUAAGCUCGGUCUAGACCGUCAAGGGAACAGUGUAGACAUGAACGUCAUGAAUCCCCACCAGCGAGAUUUCCCACUUCCACAGAACAUCCUCCAUCACAACGACAAUCUUCUAUCUGACGGGCUUUUUCUUACGCAAUUUCUACUGCUCAUACACGAGGCCAUGGCUGCCAAGCCAGAUGGGCCGAGCCUCUGGCCUUACCAUAUAUCCCAAAUGCUCGAGAUUACGUUCAUGAGGCAAUCGGCCUUUGGAGUGGAGCGAUUUCCGUUCGUCAUCUGGUGGAUCUGUACCAUUGAUUUUUAUGCCCUUCUCAGCGGCGCAGGCACAGGAGAUUAUGUCAAAACGGUUUUAGAAAGCGGCCUGCUCCCCUGGCCCGAGUCUCUUCUUUCCUCUAUCGGCUCUAGUGGAUCCGAUGCCAUCGAUUCGCGUGGGCCUGACAAUCUAACAUUACUGUUGCAGCUGUACAAAGACAUGUUCGGGCUAGCUGUCCAGUUAGGGCUAGCUAUUACAGACAUGAAAAAGCUGGGCGUAUCUUAUUCAUACCCCCUAAUCACUCUACAACAACGGUGUUUCGAUCUACACGAAGACUUCAGGAGACUUUGGGACUCUUCGGAUAUUCGCUGCUGGGCCGAGAAUCAAACGAGGCUACCAAAACAACUACAAAGUAUUUGGGAGCAGAUUAAUGUACUCUUCCAUACUUCACUUCUCUUUUACUACACUAGCACGUUUCCUGAGCAAUGCAUUGUCAUGGGCGAAAGACCCGAGCAGAAAGUGUAUCACCAUACGACAAUGAUCUUACAACAUACAGAGGCGACGAUCGUGGAUAUCCAAGGCACUCCUCCGCACUUCAUCGUCUUCCCCUUGUUCCUGGCGGGAAUUGCGGCGGAAACGAUCGAUCUCAAAGUCAAGGCAUGGGAGCUGCUCUCAAAUCUAGAGAAAAAUGAGAUAGGAUAUAAUGCGUCUACGACGUGCUACAUGCUCCAACUCGUGUAUGAGUACCAGAUGCAGCGGUCUAGUAAUAGUGGCAGACCAUUCCCGUGGAUUGACUGGGUUGAACUCUUGGCUGAACGUGGCUUUCGGUUAGUUAUUCUUGCCCGGGUCAUGAUGAAUCCCAGCAGGGGCCUUCAAGGCAAUUACUCCGACGAGGAACUGUUUAUCCAUACUCCAGGGCGAUCGCCGGUCGAGUCCCCCGUUGUUGGACCACUGCGGAUUAGCAAGAGAGACACACCAUCACCUGCGCCACAAGGCGCUCCCCUUCCGUACCCUGACGACCGGCCAAAUCCCCAGAAAAUGCGCAGCUCAAGUACGAGUCAUUCAAGUCCGACGGUUGAUGGUGGACGCACAGGCGGCUCACCCACGAGUGCAGAUAACAUGUCUUUCAUGCCUGUUGCUAACACUGGUCCAUCCAGGUCGGACUAUCCGGCGGCUUUACGGCCGCGGGAUGGUCGCGAGCCUAAGCCUGCGACUUUGGCAGAACGACGAGGCAAUGUCCCAAAGCCCCUGCCUGAGUCUCCCGCCGGUGAUACGCCGGACAAAGAGGGGCUGUUUGUAACGAGAUAUCAGCGAACUCCUGCUCCAUCGGCACUUUCCAACGGGACCCAGCUUGAUGGGACUGCUCACCCGAACUACCGUCAGCAGUACUACCCACCUCCUCAGGCCGCAACCUCGUCAGAACCUUCCGCGAGGCCGCCGACAGCACAAAGCCUACAGACUCCUAGCAGUGCAAUUAAUCGCAUUAGCUCAACAGCAUCGACGUCGACAACUCGCGCCCAGCGGGGUUCCCCCCCACCUCCAGAAACCCCAAUUGUUGAGCCGGGCCAACAGAGAGCAUCGGACAUCGAGGCACGCUAUGCGGCUUCGGGAAUUGCAGGCACUUCAGCUCUAGCAGGCUUGCAAGCCCAAAGCUCUGCGGCACAAAGAAGAGCCGAGCAGUAUGUGGGUCAACAACCAACGAGUCAGCCGCCCGUCCAGAGGCCAUGGACACCAACGGAGCAGCCAGGGAGCCAACCUCAUGGGCCUCCCACAGUAUAUCAAGGCGCUGAAGUUGUAUCUACGGAGAACCUCCCUGGAAAUCCUUUCUCAUCCCAAUCUGUAGCAAACUCAGGGCAGGCAGUGCAAGUUCUGCAUCAUCCAAGGAUCCCGUCAAAUGCUCUGGAACAGGACCUAGAAAGGAUGCGCAUAAGCUCUUCACCUCCUCCUGCAUACUCCAGCGUAUCUGGUCCGACCGCGUCCCAAGGUUACCCAAAUGAAAAGCAGCGCGCUCAGACAACGCCAGGUUAUCAGACUUCAUCAGCGGUGCAUCCCGCCACAAUGGCGCCCAUCAAUGCAGCCACAAAUUCUGCGGUACUCGAAGUUUCGGCUCAGGAUCAUCCGGCGUUUGCAAAUGACCCAAGGCAAGAACAACCAUUAGAACAAUCCCUACAAAAUGGCACGCAAACCGGCGUCCUGGAUGGGCAGCAACAGACAGUUCAAGAGACUCAAGCUACAGUGUUACCUACCUCUUCGGGAAUCCCACCAGCCUCUCCUCCUCCACUCCCCGAAGGAUGGAUUGCUCAUAUGGACCCCAACUCAGGCCAGUACUACUACAUUCACCUCCCAACUCAGUCGACUCAGUGGGAAUUCCCGAAGGGGCCCACACCAUUGAACCUCAACGAAACUCCUUUGUCACCGGUGGGAAGCAUAUAUAGCAGCCAUCCUCUCGCUUCCCCGGGUUUGUCGGCCUUUGGUAAACCAUUGGCGUCCCCUGGGAUUCCUCUGACUCCAGGUUAUGAGAGUCUACAGUCACCAGUUGUUGCAGGGUUUACUGGUCCUCCACCAAAUAGUGGGGUGGAUUUAUACAAAAUUGCACCAACGAAUGGUGUUUACUUUGGGCCAUACCUUCGCUAUGUCAAUAUGAAUCUGGAGCACAGUAUUUGGCUAGGUUCCAUUCUACUUGUUACCGACGCUGCGCAGCCUCCGACGAUUCAUAUCCAUCAGAGCGUUGAUUUGUCACCGAACCCGCGUCAAUUGAAGGCAUCCGCUAUCGCCGUUCAUCAAAGGUGGACGUUCUACAAGUACGACGUUGACUUGCAAAUGGAAGAAUCUGGCCCCGCAAAAUGGACCUACGCAAUCACGUCACAUCUGGGCUGCACGCGCUACGAGUUCUUGGUCGCUGGCCGACAUGAAACGAAUUGGCGGUUUAUCACAACUUCGGGGAAUGACUUUUCCCUCAACGUGAAUGCUAAUGAGCGGUCUCGUCUUGGGGGUGUGAGUUUUAUGUGGAAGGACAUCAUGCAAAAGCACAAUGAAAUCGGGGGGUUCCACACUCAGCUGUGUCUGGGUGGACAGAUCUAUGCGGAUAGAAUGUGGAAGGAGAUCCCUUCGCUCAAACAGUGGCUUGCAAUUCGCGGCAAAGAGGCUCGAAAAAGCAUGCCUUGGACUGCUGCACAUGAGGAAGACGUCUCUCGUGCAUACUUCCAUUACUACACUAGCCACUUCGAUCAGCCUCACCUGCGAGAAUCCUUCGCCCAGAUUCCUUAUGUUUGUCAAAUUGAUGACCAUGACAUAUUUGACGGUUACGGGUCGUACCCUGAACAUAUGCAGUUCUCGAAUAUGUUCAAAAACAUUGGACGCGUUGGGACUGAGAUGUAUCUGCUUUUCCAGCACCAUACGACACUUGAAUUGCUUCGCAAUGCCAGCACUGACAUGGACUUAUUCACCAUUACUGGCACCGGCUGGCAUUUUGUUAAGUUCCUUGGGCCGGCCGUGGUUGUCGUUGGCCUUGAUUGUCGGUCGGAGCGCAACCCACACCAAGUUGUCGCUGGACCUACAUAUCAAGGUAUUUUCCCCAAAGUCGCAAUGCUACCGCCAUCUGUACAGCACUGUUUGUGGAUGAUCUCCGUGCCAGUCAUUUACCCACGCUUGGAGACUGCGGAACAUAUUGCAAACACUGUUGCUUCGGGUAAAAGAGCGGUUACGGGUGCAUACAAUGUCCUUGGCAAAGUUACGAGCUCUGUGGCGGGUGUGGUUGGCGCAAAGGAAAUGGUAGGUUCUGGAUUCGAUUCUGUUAAGCGUGCUGUAGGCAAGUCUGGCCUUAUGGGAGGCAUAUUAAGCCCGUUCGGAGAAUUCGACCUGAUGGACGAGCUCCGAGAUCAGUGGACUCAUGAAUCCAAGGAUCUUGAGCGAACGUACUUCAUUCGCACUCUCCAGGGUAUUGCACAUCAGAAGUUUCUCCGUAUGACUUUUCUUUCCGGAUCUGUCAACGUGUGCGGUGCAGGAUUGGUUCACGAUCCAGCCCAUCCUUCUGACUACAGGACCAUGUAUCAAAUCAUAUCGUCCGCUGUUGUGAACAAUCCUCCACCUUCAUAUGUCAUCAAGCUCCUUCACAGCAGCAACAAGCCGCUCUAUGUUCCGGCUAAUGGACAUCGUUCCUCUCCUUCGCAGCCUACUGAUACAAAGGAGGACAUGAUGGAAAUAUUCCAGACCGACGUCACAGGACAAGCUCGUGAACACCGUAAGCUGAUGGGUCGCCGGAAUUACGCUGCUAUCGUAGCAUAUGAUCCUGAAACGGUCAAUGCGAUGUAUGGCCAAGCACCUGCGGGCCAUGGAGACAGGCUGAAUCUUGCCGUGGAUUUUAUGGUCCAGGGCGAUGGAUCCUAUGGGGCGGUUGUCAAAUAUGGGCCGGUCAUUAUCCCAAGCUUAGGACAUGUGAAGUGA
Molecule: messenger RNA, 5364 nt
Organism: Aspergillus bombycis
Lineage: Eukaryota; Fungi; Ascomycota; Eurotiomycetes; Eurotiales; Aspergillaceae
Product: WW domain protein
Exons: 8
Coding region: 1-5364 (1787 amino acids)
Cellular component (GO): membrane
Molecular function (GO): protein binding
Source: RefSeq, a predicted model, not a curated record